AUGGUUUACAAAAUAAAGAAACACUCAACAAUGCCCGUUCACGUAGUCGAUGACCAUAACGAUGCAUUGCGAUAUAUCUACCGGGAAAUAGGUUCAAAACACUUGCCCUUGUAUGGCAAUGUUCUGUUGCAUUUCGAUUCGCAUCCCGACUUGUCCAUUCCGAAAGAUAUGCCGGCCGAUUACGUUUACGAAAAAGAACAGUUGUUUGACUCGUUGAGCAUCGAGAACUGGAUACUGCCAGCUGCGUAUGCCGGACAUUUUGAUAAAAUUAUCUGGGUAAAGCCUCCUUGGGCACGGCAAUUCAAUGAAGGUGAAAUUGUGUUCAGUAUUGGCAAGCACAAGACGUCUGGCGCCAUACGAUUGACUAAUUCUAGUGAUUUCUAUCUGAGUGAUGGUCUUUAUUGUUUGGAAAAUGAUCUCAUUAAUAUAAGAACAAUCAAGUUGUUUGUGUUCACCAUGUGUAGUUCAGUGUUUGACGAUGGCGAGGAAAAAUUUGAGCUAUUACGAAAUAAGUUUAUCGAGUACACUAGAGAUAAUCCUUAUUAUAUCUUAGAUUUUGAUUGUGACUUUUUCUCCACAAACAAUCCAUUUCUGACCAUGUACGACAAAGCAAAUCUGUAUACUAAUCUACAUAAAAUUUACUCAUAUAACUCUCCGACUAAUAAAGAGGACGUUAACAGUUUACUACAAUGUUCUCGCUCUAGAGAAGUAUUAUUGCAAGAAUUAGAAUCUGUGUUCAUGCAUCUUGAUGACGGGAAGUCAUUAGAUGAGUAUCCGACUGAAACUUUAACUGCCGUAAAUACUGAAGAUUUAUCGUUUAUUGUAAACGAGUUGUUGAAACAUUACGAUACAAUUGACUGGUUGAUAGUGCAUAAUGCUGGUUGCACAAUUGACAACAUUGAAUUACCUAACCAUCACACGGACAUAGCUGAUAUCGCGAAAUCUAUGGAUAUUGUAUUCAACUUUUUACCUAUUAUACACGAACCAGCUGCCAUUACAAUUGCCUUGUCCACAGGAGAUGAUUACUGUCCAUUGGAAAGUGCGCGCUUUAUUAAUGAAUCAUUGCUAGCAAAGCUAGAAUGCUUGUAUAAUAAACUGAAUGUUCAAAAAUGUACUGAAGGUUCCUAA
Messenger RNA from Macrosiphum euphorbiae (potato aphid), 1128 nucleotides. The record is from the annotation of a GenBank genome assembly. NCBI's taxonomy places the organism in Eukaryota, Metazoa, Arthropoda, Insecta, Hemiptera, Aphididae.